ACGUGACUUUGUACUUCAAAUGAUAUCAAAACGAGGCCGCUUUCAUCAUAUUCGCUGACUCCACAAUGGCGAAGAGACGCGCAUGGGAGUGUUGUGACGAGUGAUAAGGAUUUUGCCCAGUGAGGAUUGAAUAUGGAUGGACCACAGGAUGAAGUAGAUGGUCAAGAUCAUGACAGCUCAGUCAGUGAAGACAGAAAUUGUCAAAGUUCUGUAAGCAAGGAGGCAACUGAUGCAACACUCGCUGAGAGUAAAACUGAUGGGAAUCUUGAUCGAUCGAGUAAAAGAAACAUAUUUGAAGCUUUUAAAUGCAUAGAAAAAGAUGAAAAAAUAGAUGGUGUAAAUGAUGAAGAACAUACUGCUGAUAUGGAGUCAAAUGAGGUGAGAAAAGAUGAAACACAUAUCCUGGGAAAUUCCCCAAAAACUAGUGAAGAAACUGUGAGGGACAUUCAAAACCAAGAGGGUCAGCCAUUAGAUUCAGCAUUUGAUAGAGAUACUGAAGAAAAAGAGGCAGAAAAUUCUUUGUCAUCUGAAAAAGCCAUAGGUAUUCAGAACUCAACUUCAUCAGACAAAGUCACAGAAGAACAUGUAGACACUUUGAAAGACAGUGAUUCUGAAAUUAAUCCACCUGAUCAGGACAUGGACCCAGCUUUAAGUGCAGGUGAUAGAACUCUUUGCCAGGGAAGUAAACAAGAUGCAGAAGAAGAUGCAAAGAAAGAAAAGAAUGAUGAUGAAAGUUCCAGUGAUUUGGGGUUGAAUUUCCCUGAAACUGAUGAAAGUUCAACUAACAUGCCUGUCAACGCUUCUGAGAGAGAUGAAGUUGGGGAAAGUGAUGAGAAAUUGGUAACUUCUGAAGAAAAAUCUGUUGAAAUGGUGAAGCAUAACUGUGAGGAGAGGGUUCUUUUGUCAGAGAAUAACAUUGAUGAUGAAAAUAAAGGUGUUCAAGAAAAACAAAUAAACAAUGAAGAGAAAGAGAAUACACACUCAGCAGAAGAAAAAGAAAAGAUGUUAGACCAGACACAACAAGAGGAAGAACAAAAAGUUGAAAAACCAGAAAAUCAGAACACCAAUCUGGAGUUAGAGGGUGAAGAUUCACAGGGUCUUGUUAUAGAUAUUGAAGAAAAUGAUGAAUCAGAAGCCCCCAGAACAGAAAAUAAUGAGUCAGAAGCCCCCAGAACAGAAAAUAAUGAAUCGGAAGCCCCCAGAACAGAAAACAAUGAACCAACUCAGAAAGAAAGAAAUGCCAGUGCAGAAGAAAAUAAUGCAAACAAGGGAACUAUUGAAAUGGCUGGGAAGCUUGAUGAAAAUAACAAAGUCAUAUCUGUUGAUGAAAUUGAAGAGAAGCAAGAAGUUGAUGAGAAAGGCAAAGAUGAAGAAGUUGAUCACAAAGACAAGAAUGAAGAAGUUGAUUACAAAGACAAGAAUGACAGUACUGACACACAGAAAGAGUCCACUGAUGAUGUUGAAGAAAUACAAACACUUUUGCAAGAAUUUGUUAAUUCAUCAAGUAAAUCUAAGGUAUUACCAGACAGUGCCAAAAUUAGCAUGGAGCAAACAGAUACUUUGUCUGAUUCCUCACAAAAGAGAACAACAGAAGAUGCAUGGUCUACUGUUGGACUAGUUAGAUGUCCCCACUGUCUUUUCACUACUGACCAGAAAGACUUGCUCGACACUCAUAUGUCAUCAUGCAAUAAACAGAAAACAAAGAGGGAAGAAAUUCAUCUUAUGUAUUCAACGGAUGGGAAAUAUGGAUGUAAAAAUUGUCUGUUUGUUUCACCACAAAGAAAAAAAUUUGAGGAACAUGUGGCUUUCCAUAUUCUUGCAGACCCAUAUAUCUGCCUUUCAUGCAUGACAACCUAUGAUUCAAAAAGAGAUAUAGAAAAGCAUGUGAAAAAAUCACACUCAAAUAAAAUGGUCAAGUGUGGCCUAAGAGGAUCAAAGAAAAUCAACAAAAUCAUAGAGGAACUUUACACUAAAAAGGAAAUCACCUUUUUAGGAAGACAGCUUAACAAGAAAAUGUUAUUGUCCAUGAUUGAUCAAAAAGAAGAAUCUUCCCAAAUAUCUGUCAAUAAAAAAUCAAUAGCUGUAAGCCAAUUGCCAAAAACCAUUGAGGAAUUAGAAAACAAGAUUACCAAAGAAAGAUCCAAUCCCACAACAAUCCUCUCUGUUCCUAAUGUGUUGAAAGUUAAUCAGCUUCCAAGCAUUACUUCUCGAAAACCAGUUUUGUCUGCAAACACAACUACUUCUGCAAUAUCCAAACCAAAAGCUGUAUCAAUGACCAGUGCAAGUUUUCCAGUGAACGUGAGUUCAGUACCUCAGGCAGUUAUUGCUCAACCAAUGCCAGCAGUUGGAGGACCAGUUUUAUGUAAUGUUGUCAGAAGCCAGCCUCAACCAGUGAUAUUUGUUCCAGUUAAUUCAGUACAAGUUCCAAUUCAUCGACAACUACAGCCAGGAACUGUAAUGACAGGUCCAUACUCACUUCAGUCAGGCAAGGGACAAAUUGGUUCCAGGUUAAUCCCUGUAAGCAGAUCCCAAGUUGGCCAGUUUGUAAAUAUCAGUCCUGUUCCACCAAGUGCUAAUGCUGUUAUAUCAAACAACCAAACACAAAGAUUGAUUGUGGUUCCUAGUACUAAACCCCCAGCUGAAAGUGUUCAACAAGCUAAUAGCUUUGUUCAGUAUAACCAUGGACAAAAAAGUCUUCCAACCAAAUUUGAUAUACCAUCUUGCGAUUCAAAUUCAAACAAGAAGCAAUUGGAUUCCACCUCUGCAGGGUUUAAUGAUGAUUCAGCAUCUUUAAAAUUAUCAAUUAAAGUUGAUGGCAAUUUGAAUAAACCAGAGAAUCAACUGCUGUUCAAAAAAUCAGGAAAUAUGUGCUCAUGUAAAACUUGUGACUUUAAAUCCGAUUUGGAAGAAAACUUCUUGAGACACAUAUGGAUACACAUUCACCCAACUAUGUGUAAGUUGAGAGAACAUUUAGAAUAUAAACCCACCAUAUCAUGCAAGUUGGUGUCUAAAAUUAUGGACGGUUUGAAAUGUGCUGCUGCAGCAGCUGAGGCACAAAGAAAGCUAUCCUCAGAUGCCAAGAAAAUAAUACAGGCCCCAGAACAAAUCGUUCUAAGCUCUGAUGAGGAGGAGGACAGUCAUGCAAAAGAACUUCUUCCAUUUGCAGAACCAACAUCAAGUAUUGACAAUGCUGAUUUAAAUAAUGGUGAAAAUGAUCUUCAAAUUAGAAUAACCAGUACAUUUAGCUUGAGUGAACCUGCAUCCAAUUCAUCAGACAUUGAAAAUGAAGAUGCGGAUAAUAUUGAUCAAACAAUGAAGCAUGCAGAUGACGGAAACAAAAUAUCAGAGAUAACGUCUGAAAAAGAAAUGUUCAGAGAUUUAUCUCCAGACAGAGAAUCAUCAGAUGAAGUAGGUGCAAUUAAAGAUUAUGAAGUAGAAAAGACAAAAACUAUGGACCAUGAUGAUGCAGGCAGAGAAGGAUAUGAGGAUGGAUCAGAUAGAGAUAAAGAGACAACUGAAAGAGAAUCAUGUGAGAAGAACAAAAUGGAAUCAAACCUCUUAGAAGAGAGCUGCAAUUCUUUAGUAAAUGAAAAUCAAAAUCAGACCAUUGUAUCAACCUGUUUAAAAGAUGAACUUGAUAAAGAAGCUAAGACAGAGGAAAACAGGGGAAGUUUUUCAGCUAUGAAAUUUUAUCAAUGUGGAUUUGAGGGCUGUGGAUUUGCAGGAUUAACCUCAACAGACUUUAGAGAACAUACUCUAAACAUGCAUUCAGGGGCUAAAGAAUUCAAAUGUGCACACUGUGGGCACAAAAGCUACACAGAUGAAUGUCAUUUCCGACACAUUUUUUGCCAUGCCAAGAAUCAGUCAGGACUGCUGUUUAAAUGUGGAAAUGGUUGCAAGUAUGCUUCCAAUAUUUUAAAACACUUCAGGGAGCAUUUAGAAAAAGCUCAUUCAACACUGAAGUCUUUUGUGUGUUCCUCAUGCAAGGAAGUAUUCAACAGCAUUGAUGAACUUAUUGGCCAUUGUGAAGCUAAUAAACUUCAGUUUGUCUUGUGUCCCUAUUGUACCACACGAGAUCCAAAUAGAAGAAUCAUCAUGAAGCAUAUUUCUACUAUUCACCCAGGAAAACCCAGGCAAAUUACUGUUACUGCGCAACUUAUCUGUCAAGAAAGGGAAUUAAAUUCUUACAUUGCACCAAAACCAAUUUCUCCAGAACCUAGACCCAUAUCACCAGUGCCAAAUAACGAAGACCACAAGGAGAAAUCACCAAAACCUUUCUCUGAAGAUCAACCCAUAAAAAUUGAAAGAAGAGAAAGUUCAGAUGAAAAUGAAGCAUCAAAACCACAUGAAAGCCAACAAGAUGUAGAAGCUUUUGCCAGUAUGGAUACUGUUGGAGCAAUUGAAGAAAAACAGCCAGUUGAAAAGACGGGGGUAAAAUUAGGAAUUGGAUCAUUGCUACGAUGCAGCAAAUGUUCUUACUUGGCUGGAAGCAGUUCGCUUCUUAGGAGACACAGACUUCAGCACAUCAGACCAAGUGACAGAAGCAGGCCAUUUUGUUGUACAGUAUGCCCAUCUUCAAGUGACUCCAUUGUGAAAUUUGAAAGACAUAUCAAUCUUCAUGAAGGUCAUCAUGAAAUUACCAUUUAUAUGUGUGAGCUGUGUAAUUACCAAACUAAUAUUAGAGAAAAAAUUGGAAACCAUCUGCAAAAGAGCCACAGAGGGGCAAAUUGGCUUCAGGAUUUCAAAACAAGACUGUUUCAGACCACUGUUAAUGUGUAUACUUGUGAAAUAUGUGAAAAUAUUUACAAGUCAAAGAGAGAAUAUGUAGCACAUGUAUCAAGGCACAAGUCAGGAAAAUUAAGGGGUUCAAACGUGGAUGCAUCCAUUGACAAACAUCACUGUGAUUGCUGUUCAUUCAGUUGUGAUGACAUACAUACUUUUAUCCAGCACACAAGUAUUCAUUUGAUGGUGACUAAGUCAUCACCUUCAGGGGAAGUCAAACAAAAACCAAGAUCAGAAUUCACCGGUCCAAGAAAACCAUACUACAUUCCGCCAGGAAAUGUCUUCAAAGAUUUUGUUCGAUGUUGUGAGUGUCCAUUUAAAACCAAAACAAGACUGGAUUUACUUAGACAUGUGAAAAGUCAUCCAAAUUUGGAACCAAAGAUGAAAAAGGCUAUUAGGAAAGAAGCAAAUCCUCAAGAAAGAUCCACAAGAGAAUUAAUAAAAUUUCAAUUUGGAAAACGAAAGAAUGGUUCUGAGAAUGAAACUAAUAAGCGAUUGAGAACAAUGGAUUCCAGUAGUGAGAGUGAUGAAGAUGUUGAUGUUGAAUCUGACUUUGUUGUGCCUAGGAGAAAGCAAGUUGCAGUAAAGUCAACAAGUGGAGCAAGUUUAAAGCAAUCAAAUAUGUUCUUCUUAGGUGGAGAUCUACUGCACAAGAAACUUCAGCCUUGCUUUUCUAAGGAAGAAGAUGAACCUAUGUUUCAGUGUAUUAUGUGCAGCGAUGUUUUUGAAGAUAAAUACACUCUCCACAAGCACAUCCUAGAGCACAUGAAUGUUUCAUUUUACAAGUGCAAUUAUUGUGAACAUGGGGAACUUGAAAAUUCGGCAAUGGUUACACACAUUCAAAAAACACAUCGAAAGCCUAUUCAACACUCGAAGGUGAAGCUAGAGGAUAUUGAAGAUGAAAUAAACAGGGCAAUCCACAGUAUGAAAGCAAAAGAAUAUUGGGGAGAGAAUGAAUCAAUUCCAGAUGAGAAACCUAUUCUAAACAUUCCAAUUAUUUCCCCUCCAGCAAAUCAAGAGUCAGAUGAAUCUGCAAGCAGACAAGAAGCUGAAUCUACAAGUGUUUCUUCUCCAAUUAUUUUGAAACAGCCAGUGUUGAAUGAAAAACCGCCACCAACACCUGACAAGAAUAAACUCCCAGAAUGUAUUAUUUCUUUUGGAAAUAAUUUUAAGUGUAUUGUUUGUAAUCAACAGGCUGUCCAGUCAUACAUCUUGGUCAGGCAUGCAAUGACACAUUGCUCAAGGAAAAGAUUUCUUUGUCCAUACUGUGAUGAGAAAAAAUCGCAUUACAAAUCAGAUAUUUGCAAACACAUACAUAUGAAACAUAGAGGAGAGGAAGUAAGAGUGAUUUAUGACAAGACUGAUGUGGAGUUGGAUGCUCAAUACAUUGCGCCAAACUUGAUGCAACAAAUUAUGGACAGUCCUGAUGAAAAUCCAACAGCUACUUCAGCUGAGGAGGAAGAUAUCAAAGUAGAAAUCAAAUCUGAGGCAGAUACCAAGGAAAUGGAGAGCAAUGACAGAAAAGGGAAAAAAGUUGUGGUAGGAUUUAGAUCAGUUUACAAAUGUUUGCUUUGUAAGCUGACAUUUAAAGGAAAAGGAAAAAUAUAUAAACAUAUGCGUGAAACCAAGUGCAAGAGACCUAUAUGGAGGUGUUCAGUUUGUAAAACAAGAAAAUUUAAAAGUGACAAAGAAAAAGUGAUAAAAGACCAUAUUAAAGAAAAUCAUAAGCUCAAUGGAGAUGCAAAACCUGUUUUGUGUGCUCUUAAUGGCAAGAUUAGAAAACAUACGAUGCCAGUAACUGUCUUGAAACAAGAACAAGAAAUUAAGAAAGUUCAAAAUACAGAGGAACUAGCAAGUGAAGAGACGGUGAAGGAAAAAGAAUCUGAAGAGGCCAUAGCAACAGUCAUAAAAAAGGGAGAUUCAUGGAAAUGUUCAAAAUGCAGUUACACAACAAAUGCAAGAGCUAACUGUGUGCGUCAUACAUAUACACAUGCCUUGUUCAAAAAGUUUGGAUGUCCAGUAUGUUCAUUUAGAGCAAAAUGUAGUCGAAAUGUGAAAAAUCACAUGCAGAAUUGUCAUCCUGGAGAGAGAAUUCGUUUCAAGAUAUACACGGAAACUAGCAAUUCACCAAAGAAAUCUUGCAAUCCUGAUGAAAAGAAACCAAAGGAGAAAGUGAUUUGGACACCCCCACAGCCAGUAUCCUACCAAUGCCAAGAGUGUGGAUUCAUGUCAGAACGGAAAUCUAGUUUAUCUAAACACAUUAAUGCAAAAUGUUUCACUCCUCUCAAAGGAUGUUCCGAGUGCGAUUUUACUAGUAUAAAUGAAGACAACAUUGCAGAGCAUGUGAAAAAUGCACACAAAGCAGCAAAGGUUACUGAUUUACCUUUAAGUGGGAAAAUUUUAACUGUUUUUUCCAAUGAAAAUGAAAAUUUACCAGAAUCAACCAAGAAGGACGAUGAAGAGACUAGGAAGAAGAAAGGUCGCUUCCAUUUAAGAGUGAAAACAUUAAGCAAAUCACCAAUGUCUAAACCUUUGUCAAGUGAAAUGAAAAUGUGGAGUGAAGAAAACGAGCAACAGAGUAUGAACUGUCCAGUUUGUAAUGAACAUUUUUAUGACCUCAGAGCAUUCAGAGACCACUUUGUGAACCAACACAAAGAAAACAAACUUUUAUGUGGUGAAUGUGAGGAGUAUGCAGCACAUCUACCUUCCCUGUUGUUUCGCCAUGCACGUCUCUUUCACAGCCAUACAAAGGUUCAAGAUUUGAAGUUGAAGGCAAUAUCUCAAAAGGCUAUUCAGGAAAAAGGAUUGGAUAAACGUCCAUGCAUUUUGUAUAGAUGUCCAAAAUGUGGAAAAAUAUCAGAGAGGGGCCCGUUAAGAAAACAUAUGUACACCCAUUACAAUUACAAUCCAUAUCAGUGUAACCAUUGUGACAUGAAAUGCAAAAUGCCAAAGAAUAUCAGAGUGCACCUUAGCAAAAUCCACCCUGAUAAAGAUACCACGGAAUUUACAUUCCGCAAAAAUGAGAAGGUUGAAAAAGAGAUAACAAACUUGUUAGAUUUAAACAGAUAUCAAACAUUGACAAGGAAAACAAAAAUGAAUACUUCAAUGUCGAAAAAAGGAGAAUCUACAUCAUCACAACCAAUUCCAAAGCUGAAAAUAAAGAAGGAAGUAUUGGAGAACCAAGAGGAAGAUAUGGAAGAAGAAGAGGGUGAUGAAGAAGGUGAGGAGGAAGAGUCUUCAGAAGAAGAGGAUGAACCAAGAGGAGACUUGAAACACAUGUUCAGCCCUUGUCAUAAUUACAAGGUGGAAUUUGACAACCGAAGACAGAAGACUAUUUACAAGUGUAGCAUAUGUCCAUACCAGAGUACUGUUAACAAAACUAUUGUUACCCAUUUUUACCACCACGUUCCUCAUGUCUUCAAAUGUCCAUACUGUGAUUUUCAGUGCUAUCCCAGAUCAAAGAUUGCAAAUCACAUAGUAAAACUGCAUCCAGGCAAAUCAGUUCAUGUGGUGGAUUUAAGACAAAGGAUGGGAAAUUUUAAGUUUAGAAAUUAUGAAAAAAUUGCAUCUGUAGCUAAGACUAGAAUGAAGGAACAAACUAAACAAUUGAAAAUGAAAUCUGACAAAUCAUCACAAAGUAUCAAAGAAGCCCACGCAACAAACUCACGGAAGAGAAAGGAAAGAGACGAGGAUAGUGGUGGUGCAGGGAAGUUCAAAGACACAGGAAAGCUGAUGUACAACUGUAACUUUUGUGAUCACCGAGCAAGUGGCCUUUAUCACUAUCGGCAACAUUUGGCAACUCAUGAUGGUUUUAUGCAUCUUGUUCCUGGGACUCAGAUAGAGUCAAGAUUAAAAUGUGGCUACUGCUCAUACCUAGCAGUAGAUGAUGAGGAUUUCAAUGCACAUGUGGAUUAUCAUUUUGCCACACGGCCUUUCUCUUGUCCUUAUUGCACAUUUUCCCAGUAUACUGCCAGUGCAAUAACAAAUCAUAUAAAGAGAUCACAUCCAGGAAAAGAAAUAGAUGUUGUCAAAGAGAGUGAUAGUAGUUGUCUCAAUAGCCAAGAAAUGGAAACUAAAGCUAUGUUAGUAAAUAUGGAACCUAAAGUCAAACUCACAGAUAUUUUUGCUAUGAAUCCAGAAGAGUUUGAGAAACUUCUGAAUGAUUUUUCCGUUUGUGUGAUUGACCUAAAUUACAUUCCGGAUGAAAAGUUUCAUGCCGUGUCAAAAACAUUAGGGUUAGAGAAUGAAGAAAAUGAUGAGGAAAAUGCACCCUUAGCUAAAAGGAUGAAGAAAGAACCAGAGUGUGAUGAGGAUAAUGGAAAUGCUAAAUUAGAUGAGUCUGGUGAUUUGGAAACGAUGAUAGCAAGUGGUGAAAUCAAAAUUGAAGAAAAUCAGAAAUAUGAUGAUGUAAGUGACUGUGAAUUAGAUGUUCCUGAUGAUAUAUCUUAUGAAGAUUUGAGUGAUGAUUAAGUAUUGUCAUAUAAUUCUUGAAAGUAUAGAUGUUGCAUCAUGGAUUUUGUACAGUUGCUCACAACGUGAUUUUAUUUUGAUACAGAUAUUAUAUGAAAGAACAAUAUAUGGGUUAGUGUUAUAAAGAACUACCGCUAUUACUGAGAAAUCCAUACAAAUUUCCUGCAAAUCGUGUUUAUUUUAUAUUAAAUUUUGAUUGUGUGCAUUUUAUUUUAUGAAAAUUUGUUAGUGCCUAAAUUGUGUAAUAGAAAAACCGGCUUCUUGUUGGUUACAUCAAGGUCAUGAAAUGAGCAAUUGAUAAACCCCAGCAUGAUUUACUCUUUUAAGUAUUAAUUAAUCUAGAAUUGCUAAAUGCUUGAAAAAUUAAUUUGUUUUAUAUUGUUUAGUGACUUUGUUAUGUAUAGAGAUACAUACAUUUUAUAAGCAACAUGUUUUAUAAUUGUGAUUAGUACUGGUAGUGUUGAGGCAUUUUAAGUAUGUAUAUAGUUAGUGUAUCAAUUCCUAAUUUCUCGAGCUCUGUUUUAUGAAUUUUUAUCAAGAAAUCCCAAAAGCUAAUGAUAACUCUCUUUUUUUCAAUGCAAUUGUACAUCUUGUGUAGAUUGAGAAUCAGUUAUAGAACUAUAAGUUGUAUGGAUUAAAAUGUUGAACCAGAUUAUUCAUUAUUUUGCUGCACAUCAAUAGUGUAUCGCUGUAUGUAUACAAUGUGGACUGGUUGCAUGAAUUCAGAGGCUUUUGUAAUUAUGUUCUGAUACUGUAUGUGCGUAUCUUGAUUUAUUGUAUCAUCAAUAAAU
Molecule: messenger RNA, 10043 nt
Organism: Saccostrea cuccullata (small rock oyster)
Lineage: Eukaryota; Metazoa; Mollusca; Bivalvia; Ostreida; Ostreidae
Exons: 6
Coding region: 133-9252 (3039 amino acids)
Biological process (GO): regulation of gene expression
Cellular component (GO): nucleus
Source: RefSeq, a predicted model, not a curated record